AAACCACCGCAACUGGUCGUUUGUUCCGGUCUCUGCAUCGAUGGCUGUGAAUCCCUCGACGCGCUGCCCGCCCCCGCUGCACUGGCGGCCUCUUCCUUCUCGCCCGAAUCUCGCUUUCUUCAACAGGAGCUCGUCUCCGGGACCCGGUUUUUUCAACGAGGCCCCUUCUCCGAGGCUCGUAUCCGUUCGUUCCCACAAGCCUGGUCCAGACGGGUUCGGGGCCAAGAGACCGCUGGAUUUGCAGGAGUCCGAAGCUCCGAUCGGAUCUUCGGCUUCGCACUCUUCUUCGUCUGCGAUUGAUUUUCUUACAUUGUGCCAUCGCCUUAAGACCACAAAAAGGAAAGGAUGGAUCAAUCAUGGGAUAAAGGGUCCCGAGUCAAUUGCUGACCAUAUGUACCGCAUGGCUGUGAUGGCUUUGAUUGCUGGUGACCUUCCUGGUGUGAAUAGGGAAAGGUGUAUUAAGAUAGCAAUUGUGCAUGAUAUUGCAGAAGCUAUUGUUGGAGAUAUAACACCCUCUGAUGGUGUGCCCAAAGAAGAAAAGAGCAGAAUGGAGCAGGCAGCUUUAAAUGAAAUGUGUAAAGUUCUUGGUGGAGGGAUGAGAGCUGAAGAGAUCAAAGAACUUUGGCGGGAAUAUGAAAAUAAUUCAUCUUUAGAAGCUAAUCUUGUGAAAGAUUUUGACAAAGUUGAAAUGAUAUUGCAAGCACUAGAGUAUGAAACCGAACAUGGGAAGGUGCUGGAUGAGUUUUUCCUUUCAACUGCAGGAAAGUUUCAGACGGAGUUAGGAAAGAAUUGGGCUGCUGAAAUCAUUUCGAGAAGAAAUUCGAGGUUGGCAAACCGGCAUACAUGAUGAUGCUUUUGUGUUGCUGUCAGGUGAAAUCGACCUUCUUUGGACUUCUCUGUGACCCAUAAAAUGUCCAUCCUGUUAACCAUUUUUUUCCUUGUUCAUUGUUCUUGAAUGCGGUAGGAUAAUUAGCUAUGUUGUAGGACCAAUCAAUACAAAUAACCGAACAACCAAAGCAGUCAUGUAUUGCAUCCUGUGGUGCUAGCUUCUUCACAAGUACUGUUUUCGAUGUUGUGGACGUAGUCCGUCUGGAAAUGGAGGUGUAUCCUCCCAUACCUAUUUUUCAAGAAAAAAAUUAAUAAUAAAAAAUAUUAUAAUUUUUAAA
Messenger RNA from Juglans regia (Persian walnut), 1166 nucleotides. RefSeq names its product 5'-deoxynucleotidase hdd1. The record is from RefSeq and is a predicted model, not a curated record. Gene Ontology annotation, molecular function: 5'-deoxynucleotidase activity. The transcript is spliced from 8 exons. The coding region runs from base 41 to 847 and encodes 268 amino acids. NCBI's taxonomy places the organism in Eukaryota, Viridiplantae, Streptophyta, Magnoliopsida, Fagales, Juglandaceae. Gene Ontology annotation, cellular component: cytoplasm.